GAAUCAAACCUCCUCGUCGUCCUAUUUAAGGAUUCACUGGGCUUGGCUUCCGGGAAGAAGCUCAGGAGAGACACAAAGAAACUGAAGGCUGUUUGUCCAUGAAGAAAUUAAUCCUCCGUUCAGCCCAAAUGGAUUGGCUGGGCAACCCUGCAUCUUCUUCAUCCUCCACCCUUUCCUCUCCAGAAACAAGAGCUCUUUUUUCUGUAGUGGCCUCAAUUGCAGCCUACACCGUGCUGAUAAGCACAAUCAUCAAGGACUUUUUCCCAUUUGAUCUACACAGAUACGCCACCUCUAAACUCCGCAACCUCAUCUCUCGCAUUAUAUGCCCACGGAUCUGCGUCAUUCUCAUUAAGGAAGGUGAUGGCAUGGUGAACAACCAAUUGUUCGAGUCUGCAGAGGUGUAUCUGGCAGCCACCAUGGUUUCCUCGAUGCAGAGGUUUCAAGUGAGCAAGUAUGAGAAGGAGAGCAAAUACACCAUCAAUGUGGAAACAGGGGAAGAGAUUGCUGAUGUCUUUGAAGGCAUCACGUAUAAAUGGAAAAUGGUAGCCGGGGAAGACAAUUCCCAUCCCAAUUUUGAAGGUCGCCCUCGCGUUUUCGAGCUGAGUUUCCGUAGUAGGCACAGGGACGUUGCCCUGAACUCGUAUCUCCCGCAUGUGCUCAAGAUUGCUGAGGCAACAAAGCUUGAGAAGAGGGCAUUGCGUCUCCACACUCUAAACGACUUGUGUUCCUGUGAGAUGUGGAACUGGAUAAAUCUGGACCACCCUGCAACUUUUGAGACGAUGGCAAUGAAUGAUGCGCUGAAGGAGACGAUCAUGGAUGAUCUGCGCCGGUUUCUCGGUCGCAGAGAAUACUACAAGAAAGUAGGCAAGGCUUGGAAAAGAGGGUACCUUCUAUAUGGUCCUCCGGGAACUGGUAAAUCAAGCUUGAUUGCAGCCAUUGCCAACUUCCUGAACUUCGACGUCUAUGACCUUGAGUUCACCUCCAUUCACUCCAAUUCUGCACUUCGCCGCCUCCUUGUUGGCACCAGUAAUCCCUCUAUACUUGUCGUUGAGGACGUCGAUUGCUCCGCUCCAGUAUAUAAUCGUGACAUUGUCAAGGAAGGCAGUGGCAAGCUUCAAAAGCACGGCGUCCAGAAGUCGGAGCAGUUGACACUUUCCGGCAUCCUCAACUUCAUUGACGGCUUGUGGUCAAGUGCUGGAGACGAACGGAUUAUUAUCCUAACGACAAACCACAGAGAACGAUUAGACCCAGCUUUGUUAAGGCCUGGCCGAAUGGACAUGCACAUAUACAUGGGCUACUGUAGCUUCUCCUCCUUCAAAAUGUUGGUCUCAAAUUAUCUAGGCAUCCAUGACCAUCCACUUCUUGAGCAGGUGAUGCCGUUGAUAGAUAAGGUGGAGAUCACCCCAGCUGAGGUUGCUGAAAUCUUGGUGAGGAAUGAAGACCCUGCUGCUGCAAUUCUAUGUGUUAUUGAGUCCAUGAAGAUGAAGAUGGAAGAAAAAGAAGACGAGAGAAAAAGCUGAAGAUUCAAGCUCAUAGUAGGGAUAACAUAGUCCAUACAGAUAACCAAUAUCUGGGUUUUCACUCUUGAUCUGAUCUGUGAAUAACAUCGCUUGCGUGGAAUGCAGUAGAGGAAUCUUGUACCUUGGGCCUUUCUACAUUAUCAGUGUGUACCUUGGGCCUUUCUACAUUAUCAGUGUGGUAUCUAUGUUCGUAGUUAGCUUCCUGUAGUUAUAUAUCUAUUCUCUGUUUCUGCUGCGGACCUGUUUUAUCGUGAUUCCUAGAAUAGCAUUGCAAUGUGAACAUUCAGUGCUGCUGUAUCCAUUUACUCCAAUCAAUCAUAUGCAUAUAUGUACUCAUCACAGAUGUGGAAUCUGUAUUCCAUGACAAUGCCACAUUUUAGACAUCUCUGUCUCCCUCUCUACAGGUUAUGUGCAACUCAUCACCACUUCUUGAAUUGCAUG
Messenger RNA from Nymphaea colorata (pocket water lily), 1961 nucleotides. RefSeq names its product AAA-ATPase At3g50940-like. Lineage: Eukaryota; Viridiplantae; Streptophyta; Magnoliopsida; Nymphaeales; Nymphaeaceae. The record is from RefSeq and is a predicted model, not a curated record. The coding region runs from base 99 to 1520 and encodes 473 amino acids. Gene Ontology annotation, molecular function: ATP hydrolysis activity; ATP binding. The transcript has 2 exons.